Molecule: messenger RNA, 905 nt
Organism: Bursaphelenchus okinawaensis
Lineage: Eukaryota; Metazoa; Nematoda; Chromadorea; Rhabditida; Aphelenchoididae
Source: the annotation of a GenBank genome assembly
AUGGAUCCCUCAAGCAUUGUGGAUGAAUAUGUCGAGGCUGGAGAUUUGGAAGUGAGUUUUUAUAGAUAAAAUGAGAUUCUUUAGAUAUGACUAAUCAUUUGUCAAAGGUCUUUUUAAUAAAACUUUUUGUGAUUGCAUUGAAUUUGACAAAACGGGACUGAUUUGAUUAACGUCUAGUUAGAAUUUAUGUUAACAAAGGGUACUCAUAUUAACUUCAAUUUUUCAGGAAUUUGCCCGAACAUACCGCAAUCAACAAGCCAGAGGGCCAGUCAGUGAUAAUGUGGCUUUUAAUUAUGCGCAUGCUUUGAUCAGGUCGACAAAGGAGAACGUUCGUACUGGAAUCUUUAUAUUUGAAGGUAUGUUUUUAUUUCUUUGAUUCUUAUGAGUUUAGGUUUAUUGAGAAAGGAUGACGGAGAAGUGCCAAAACGAGAUUAUGUAUAUUUCUUGGCUGUGGCUUAUACUAGACUGAAGGUAGGAGGGUUUUUUAAUAUAAUGGUUGAUUUUGUAACGGUAUACCUAUUUGGUGGUGUGUAAUAUAUUUUUUAAAAUAUUUUUGUAAUUUUGCUUAAUUUUGGGUUUAGUAUGAAUAAUAUAAAAUUUAUAGGAGUAUGACAAAGCUCUGGAGUACAUAAACGCGUUGUUGUAUGCAGAAAGUGACAAUCGGCAAGCCGUUGCCUUGAGGGACCUUAUUAACCAGCGAAUGAAAAAGGGUAAGAUCGUUUUUAGGUGAAUUAUAUUAAUGAAACUUAACAUUUAUUAUGAAAAAAUAUGACAUUUAGAGCUUUCCAAACAUACUCUUAUUUUUUACAGAUUCCCUCCUCGGCCUGGCUGUUAUUGGACUUGGUGGAGUCGCCGCAGUUGGAGCCAGUUUGAUCGCCGCCGGCGUAUUGGCUCGUCGCCAUUGA